AUGGCGGACGCCGGCAACCCCAACGAGGAGAUGAAGCUCGUCCUGGUGGUGAACGAAGAGCUCGGCAUGACCGCGGGCAAGAUCGCCGCGCAGUGCAGCCACGCCACGCUGGCGGUGUACCAGUCCCUCGGACCAAACCACAGGGCGGUGCUGCGGCGGUGGGAGAGCGAGGGGCAGAAGAAGAUCGCGCUCAAGUGCCGCAGCGCGACGGAGUUGCGACAGCUCGCCGCCGCGGCGAAGGCUGCGAGGCUUCCGCACUUCAUCGUCGAAGACGCGGGCCGCACGCAAGUCGCGGCGGGGUCGUGCACGGUGAUCGCCAUCGGGCCCGCGCCGGAGUCCGCCGUGAACGCGGUCACCGGCGCGUUGCGCUUGCUGUAG
This is a messenger RNA of Micromonas commoda, 378 nucleotides long. RefSeq lists its product with no specific name. The transcript has a single exon. Gene Ontology annotation, molecular function: peptidyl-tRNA hydrolase activity. The record is from RefSeq and is a predicted model, not a curated record. Bases 1 to 378 code for a protein of 125 amino acids. Gene Ontology annotation, cellular component: mitochondrion; cytosol. NCBI's taxonomy places the organism in Eukaryota, Viridiplantae, Chlorophyta, Mamiellophyceae, Mamiellales, Mamiellaceae.